UCCUGCUGUCUUCAACCUGCCAGUCCUGUACCAGGAGAGAAUAAAGCAGCUGGAGCAAAGAUUACGAGUGAAAGAAGAAAGAAUUACUGUACUAGAAACCGAGAAUGCUAUACUUCAUCUACGAUUGGCAGAGUUUCGGAGUCAGGAUGGAAAAAGUAGUCAUGAAAGUGUACAAAUUCUGCAACUUUAUAAGCAUGAAAAAACACUGAACACAAUUAUGCGGCAUACCAUUAUUCAGCUCCAGAGCUUAAUAAAGUGUUUCAAACAAAGCUUAAAAGAACUCAGAUCAUCUCUUUGUGAACAUAUGGAAGAACUGCAAUACCAGUGUAAACAGAGCCUUCAGUUACUUCUAAGUCAUGUUCAUAUAAUGAAAACGGAGAUGCACGUUUUGCACGAUAUUCAAACUAGAUAUAUAAUGCUUCAAGACUCUUUCCAAAAUGUAAAUGAAAAAUAUAAUAAAGAAAAGCAAAGAAGAAAAGAACUACACAACAACUUAAUUGAGCUAAAAGGAAACAUUCGAGUUCAUUGCAGAAUUCGACCUUUAUUACCUUUUGAUAAACAAAACAUUGCAAACCCACAUGACAGGGGAAAAAUCCAUCUGGGGCUCUACAACAUGAUCAAAGCUGUCAUGGAGCUAAAAGGAAACAUUCGAGUUCAUUGCAGAAUUCGACCUUUAUUACCUUUUGAUAAACAAAACAUUGCAAACCCACAUGACAGGCAUGGAAAUCUUUCAGAGGUUAUUUUUGCUGCUGAUGAUGAAACCCUUUUGCUGAAAAGCUGUAGAACUGGCUAUCCAAUCAAUGAAAAAAUUUAUAAUUUUGAAAGAGUAUUUCAUCCAUCGGAAUCUCAGAAUUCUGUAUUCCAAGAUGUGAGUCCCCUUAUUACUUCUGUAUUGGAUGGGUACAAUGUUUGCAUCAUGGCUUAUGGACAAACUGGAAGUGGGAAGACGUACACAAUGAUGGGUCCCCAUUGGGAAAAUGAAACUUCUAUUCUCAAUUCCAGCAACCAAGCACUUGGUAUAAUUCCAAGAGCAGCCGAAGAGCUCUUCAGGCUUAUACAGGAAAAACAGCAAAAAAGUCAUUUUGUAAAAGUUUCCAUUACUGAAGUAUAUAACAAUGAAGUUUUUGAUCUCCUGGCCCAAGAUGGAUCUGGCGUGUUGGGUGUAAAAUGUGAUGUAAUUACCACUAAAGAUGGAAAGACUGAGGUGCCAUCCCUGACACAUGAGGGUGUCAGAAAUGCUACAGAUGUAUUGGAUUUGGUAAAAAAGGGAUUGCAAUUGAGAGUUAAGCAUUCAACUUUAGUACAUGAUCACUCCUCUCGCUCACACUUGGUUGUUACUUUGACCAUUACGGCACAUUGUUCACAUUCUAUGGGAAUGGCUGGCAGUGUGAAGUCACAGAAACCACUCAAAACAAAAUUACAGCUAGUAGAUUUGGCUGGCAGCGAAUGUGUAGGUAUGUCUGGAGUGAAGGGAGCAGCCUUGAGAGAGACAUCUUUCAUUAAUCGCAGCUUAUCAGCCCUGUCAGAUGUCCUGGGAGCAUUAUCAGAACACUGCUCUCACAUCCCUUAUCGCAACAGUAGGCUUACACACCUGCUCCAAGACUCUAUUGGAGGAGAUGCAAAGCUUCUGUUAAUACUUUGUGUUUCGCCUUGUCAAAAGUUCACAGCGGAAUCACUGCAGACAUUAGGGUUUGGAACAAGAGCUCGUCAAGUGUCGAGGCCAUCAGCCAAGAAAAGAAAUCCAACUCUUUGUAAUAAAUCUAAGUAAAUUAUAGUGCAAAAAAUAACAAUUGAUGAAUCUAUUAUUAGAGAUUGUUAUGAUAACCCAAUAUGUAUUAAAAAAAAGCUGACUGUGAAAAUGUAUUGCAUAAUAUUAUUUAAUUGCUAUACAAGUUAUAAUAGAUGAAAAUUAUACAAUUACUGCCAAAUUCAAAGGCAUUCACUCUAUACUAGUACUUCUCUCUGCUACUUUUGAUAAGGCUUAUCACACUUUCCUUCCUGAAACCCAACAAAGCAUUGGUCUUCAUGACACUGUCCUUUCCUGUUUCACAUUUUACUUCUCUUAAAGGACCACUUCACACUUUCAAAUAAACCCCCCCCC
Molecule: messenger RNA, 2101 nt
Organism: Pelobates fuscus (common spadefoot toad)
Lineage: Eukaryota; Metazoa; Chordata; Amphibia; Anura; Pelobatidae
Gene: KIF25
Product: kinesin family member 25
Exons: 17
Coding region: 218-1768 (516 amino acids)
Biological process (GO): microtubule-based movement
Cellular component (GO): microtubule cytoskeleton
Molecular function (GO): microtubule binding; microtubule motor activity; ATP binding
Source: RefSeq, a predicted model, not a curated record